Molecule: messenger RNA, 1408 nt
Organism: Larimichthys crocea (large yellow croaker)
Lineage: Eukaryota; Metazoa; Chordata; Actinopteri; Sciaenidae
Gene: trir
Product: telomerase RNA component interacting RNase
Exons: 3
Coding region: 438-1067 (209 amino acids)
Molecular function (GO): 5'-3' exonuclease activity; 3'-5' exonuclease activity
Source: RefSeq, a predicted model, not a curated record
CCGGCACAGCAGUCAGUCGCGACGUGACGUCAUUAGUGGAGAAUUAAACAUGGCGGACGGCGAGAAGUGAUGGACGGCUGAAAGUUGACGACGAGAAGAAGAGUCGGUGAAAUAAAUUAAUUAAUUAAUUAAAAACAAACAAACCGGUCCCGGUGUGAGCUGCGGAGACUCUGCUGCGUCACUAACGGUCGGAUUCAAACAGAGUUCCCGCGCGUCGAGCUCGUUUGUCCGUUGAGGCCUCACGAGCCGCUUUGUUUGGUCGUUUUAUCGUUUUUUAAUCGACUUUUUCAUUAAAAAUCAAAACUGUGACGCAGUUUAAACACCGGAGCUUUUUUUUUUAUAUCAUAUUUCGGUAUUUCGGGCGGGUCCGGUACCGCAACUUAAGCCCAAACAAAGCCACUUUUCCCCCGUUGAAGCGCUGGACUUUGCCUGGAAACAUGGAGUCAAAGCGGGCACAGACAAGCGGCACCACCUCCACCUCCACCUCCAGCAGCAGCGGUGAGUCCUCCGGCUGCGGCAGCCCCGCGUCCCCCAACUCCGGCGGCAGCAGCCCGGCACCGACAGCCACCAAAGCCCCGGCGGUGGUGGCGGUGGCGGCGGCGCCCGCUCCUGCUCCUCCUCCUGGGGGGAACGUGUUCGCCAACGACGGCAGCUUCAUGGAGAUGUUCAAGAAGAAGAUGGAGGAGGAGGAGAGGAGGAGAAAGGAGGCGCAGCAGCGAACAGGUGGAGAGGAGGCGAGAGCCACCGAGCAAGGACAGACAUCUGUGGAAAAGAAGCCCCCACCCGUGACGAGCUUUGUAAGGGGUUUGGCAAGUUUCCUCUUCAUUGGCAUUGGUCCAUCUGCACGGGCUCCUGUAACGGUUUCAGUCUUCUAUCCCCUAACCCAGGUGGGGAAGCGCCGAGGCGGGGUGUUCCUAAAGACCGGCAUGGUUGCGAAGAAGCAGAAACACGACACAGAAGUCGAGCCGGGCAAGAGCGACGCUUGGUCAAAGUACAUGGCCGAGGUCAAAAAGUACAAAGCCCACCAGUGUGGCGACGACGAUAAGACCAGGCCGCUGGUCAAGUGACACGACAAAUGUUUUGAGAAGCUCCAGGAGAGGCCGGCCGGUCCUGACCUUCUCACACUGCCAGUUCAACGUGAAGAGACAAACUGCUGAGAUUGACAGACCGUCUCUCUUCUUUCUUUCUUUUUUUGUUUUUGUAUCGUCUUUGCUUGUUUUCUGUUGGACUCUUUCUGUUUGAGAAUCGUACGGUAUUAUUGAUCAAUUGCUGUUUUGUUUUUGUUUUUUUGUCACAUCUGGUUUCAACUUAGGAGUUCAUUUAAUAUUUUUGAAUUUGAUUUAAAAUAGCCAAAAAAAACAAAACAACAAAAAUCAAGGUGUCAAUUAAAACUACACUGCCCAGUAAA